Messenger RNA from Moneuplotes crassus, 606 nucleotides. NCBI's taxonomy places the organism in Eukaryota, Ciliophora, Spirotrichea, Euplotida, Euplotidae. The record is from the annotation of a GenBank genome assembly.
AUGAAGAAAGUUAAUACAAUAGCAAGUAAAAGAAUCGAAAUACUAGAUAAAACCCAUUCAGUCAAGAGGGGUGAAAAAGAGCAGAUUUGAAAGGAAGAGUGUAAAAGUGGAAAAGAUUUUAGAUGAGAGAGCUCAGAUGGGGCUUUAUGAGAGGGUUUUAAGAUGGUACUCCCGAAUUCUGAUGGAAUCCGGAAAGCAAGUGAAGAAAAAUUAUGAAAAUUGGUAGAUGAGUUUAGAUCUUUAUUUGGAUGAAAAGCUGCAGGUUUCUUUUGGAAUAGAAGAGAUCUAAGAAAUGAUAGUCCCAUAAUAUCCAAAGUGCAACAAUUUUCUUCAAGCAUCAAAAGUAACAAAAAUUUAGAAAAUUUAAAACCUAAAAAUUUAUUUCUCAGUUAUAAAUCUAAAUCAAAUUCCCCGGCAACUCUUUCCUCCUAUUCUAAUCACCAUUCAUCCCACCAAUCCCAGCACCUUUUAUAAAACAAUUUUCCAACUUCCUUUAAAAACCCCUAAAACCCCAAAACCCUAUUAAAAAACCCUCCUAAAACCCCUCCCUCCCCUUCACUUCCUUAACAGCCCUCUUUCCUCCACUCCUACUGCCUUCCCUACCCA